AUGAUAAGUUUUGCAGAAUAUGCCGUUGCUCCGCCAACAUAUCAUUUUGAACCGUCUCCACCGCCAGGAAGAUAUGAGCCUCCUACCUCUCCACUAGGAAGAUAUGAACCACCGAUAUCAACAUCGGGAAGAUAUGGACGAACUACCUCCUCACCUGGUGGUUACGAAAAUCCACCUCGGGCACCAGAAAGAUAUGAACCAUCUCCGUCAUUACCAGGAAGGUAUGAUCGACCUACUUCCCCACCUGAUCGCUAUGAAAAGCCACCUCAACCACCAGGAAGAUAUGAACCACCUACAUCAUCACCAGGAAAAUAUGAUCGACCUACUUCCCCACCUGAUCGCUACGAAAAACCACCUCAGCCACCAGGAAGAUAUGAACUAUAUGCAUCUCCACCAGGAAAAUAUGAACCAUCUCCGUCAUUACCAGGAAGGUAUGAUCGACCUACUUCCCCACCUGAUCGCUAUGAAAAGCCACCUCAACCACCAGGUGGAUAUGUACCAUCAACGCCUCCGCCAGAAAGAUAUGAACCAGCCACGUCACCAUCGGAAAGAUAUGAACGACCUACGUCCCCGUCUGAUAGUUAUAAAAGACCUCAGCCACCAGGUAGAUAUGAGCCACCUACGUCACCACCAGAUCGUCACAAAGACCUUCCUCGAGCACGGGGAAGAUACGGGUUACCUCCACCAACACCCAGUGAUUAUAUCCCUGGUCAAUCGUAUUCGCAACAAUACAAACUGCCCCCGACCCCACCGGACGGUUACAGAAAUCCUCUUUCACCAUCGAGAAGAUAUGAAUCGCCUCCAUCAUCAUUCGAUGGCUACGAAAUGCCUCCCGUGAUUCAGAACAAUGCUCCAGUAUCAUUUUAUCAUCCUCCAAAUGGUGGAUAUGCUGUUGUUCCUUCGCCACAUGUUUUUGCACCAAUCGCACCAAUUGGUUCCGCUCCAUCAUUUCGUGGAUACAAGCAGCGAAUUCCGUAUAGAUAUCGAGCCUUCAAACGAGUUAAAACAAUGCGAAGGGUGAUGGCUAAGAAAAGAUUGCUGAAGAAAGCUUAA
Angiostrongylus costaricensis is the source of this 1053-nucleotide messenger RNA. The record is from the annotation of a GenBank genome assembly. Lineage: Eukaryota; Metazoa; Nematoda; Chromadorea; Rhabditida; Metastrongylidae.